Molecule: messenger RNA, 1197 nt
Organism: Postia placenta MAD-698-R-SB12
Lineage: Eukaryota; Fungi; Basidiomycota; Agaricomycetes; Polyporales; Adustoporiaceae
Exons: 10
Coding region: 1-1197 (398 amino acids)
Cellular component (GO): intracellular anatomical structure
Molecular function (GO): NADPH dehydrogenase activity; NADP binding; FMN binding
Source: RefSeq, a predicted model, not a curated record
AUGGCCUCAGUACAGGAAGCGGGCCAGUUCUAUCCGAGCAACGAACCUGUGAUUGGUGCAACAUAUCCCGGGACUGUCUAUCCCCAAAACGCCAAACUACCCAAAUUGUUCCAGCCGCUGACCAUUCGGGGGACAACCUUCAAGAACAGGAUCUUCGUCUCCCCGAUGUGCCAGUACAGCUCGGACAACGGCCAUGCGACGGACUGGCACCUGGUGCACAUCGGCGGAUUCGCGACCCGCGGCGCCGGGGCUAUCUGCAUGGAAGCAACCUCUCCGGUUCCUGAAGGCCGAAUCUCCCCUCAGGAUGCCGGACUCUGGGCAGACAGCCAGAUCGCCCCGCUCCAGCGUAUCGUGAAGUUUGCCCAUGCACACAGAACUCUGAUCGGCGCAGGAAGGCCUCCACGCUUCCUCCUUGGCUCCUGGGUCGCGCCCAAGGAAGACGGUGGAUGGCCCGACGAAGUGUACGGCCCCAGCGACAUCCCAUUCGCCCCGGACUAUCCGACGCCGAAGGCCAUGGACGAGGCGCAUAUGCAGUACGUCGAGGACGCCUGGCUGAAAGCCGUCGAACGCUGCAAGACCAUCGGCUUCGACUUCAUCGAGUUCCACGGCGCGCACGGGUACCUCCUGCACUCGUUCCUCUCGCCGCUGUCCAACACGCGCGCCGACGCGUACGGCGGCCAGCCGCUCGCGAACCGCAUGCGCUGGCCGCUCCGCCUCAUCGCGCGCGCGCGCGCCGCGUGGGACAAGCCGCUCUUCGUGCGCAUCAGCGCGACAGACUGGGCGGAGGGCCCCGAGCAGGCGCCCGACGGCACCUGGACGCAGUGGGGCAUCGAACAGUCCAAGGUGUUCGCCGGCGAGCUGCAGAAGCUCGGCGUCGACCUGAUCGACUGCAGCACGGGCGGACUCUGGGCGCAGCAGCAGAUCCCACUCGGGCCUGGCUACCAGGUCCCUUUCGCCGAACAGCUGAAGAAGGCCUACCCCAACCUGCCGAUUGGUGCGGUGGGCUUGAUCACGGAGCCCGAGCAGGCCGAGUCCUACCUCAAUGAGGGCAAGGCCGAUGUCGUCUUCCUCGCGCGGGAGCUCAUGCGAGACCCACACUGGCCGAUCCUCGCUGCACAGAAACUGGGUGUCGCUGUGAAACCAGCAAACCAAUAUGAGCGAGCUUGGCCUACUGUAAUCACACCGAAUACAGCGUAG